Messenger RNA from Verruconis gallopava, 855 nucleotides. RefSeq lists its product as uncharacterized. The coding region runs from base 76 to 789 and encodes 237 amino acids. The transcript has a single exon. Gene Ontology annotation, biological process: peptidyl-glutamate ADP-deribosylation. NCBI's taxonomy places the organism in Eukaryota, Fungi, Ascomycota, Dothideomycetes, Venturiales, Sympoventuriaceae. The record is from RefSeq and is a predicted model, not a curated record.
CGCACGCAAAGUUGAUACAGCCUAAGGUCAUUAAUUGCACGUAAUGGUGCUAAUUGGAUCCAUAAAAGCCUGGAUAUGAAGCGUUCGUCACAUCAGCAUGGUGCUGGUAGGCCCCCGAAGCAAGCUAAACUGACGUUCGGAAAGAACAUCACUCCCCAAGUUGCUUCCGUUCCUAGUGAGCAAGUCAAAGCCAGAACAUCUCGCAGGAACACAGCGCGUCUAGCGUCGCAGAACGAGGUUAGACUCAAACCACCUCCAAAAGCGGAAAAUGGAUUUUCGAUCACCGAGAUAGCGGGUGACAUAUUUGACGCUCCUGACGGCACUGUUCUUAUUCAUGCGUGCAACUGCCUGGGAUCAUGGGGAGCAGGUAUUGCCGCUGCUUUCAAGGAACGUUACCCUAAUGCGUACAAGAGAUACAACGAGCACUGCAGAAGUCGCGAACCGGAUAACCUUGUAAACACGGCUCUUUUGAUACCACCCCAAGAGAGUAAAUCCAAACAUUGGGUUGGCUGCUUAUUCACCAGCAGAAAGUACGGACGAAAUAAAGACUCUCCGCAGCAAAUCUUGGACGCUACUGGACCUUCCUUUCGGGACUUGGUUGAGCAGAUGAGUGAAGCAGGAGACGAGGUCACGCAGAUUCGCAUGUGCCAGAUCAAUUCCGGUCUGUUCUCGGUGCCAUGGGAGCACUCAAGGGCUAUUAUUCAAGGUUUGGAACUGGAUGAUAAUGUGAAGAUACCCAGAGAGAUUUUCGUUUACUCAUUGCCCAACAAAACUGAUCGGUCACAAUAAUGUUCCAAAAUAUAGGCUGAUUGAAUGCAUUAGUAUUAGGCCAAUUGUAACGUUUCUUUUUAGUCA